Messenger RNA from Centrocercus urophasianus (Greater sage-grouse), 884 nucleotides. It is a transcript of the gene MRPL32, whose product is annotated as mitochondrial ribosomal protein L32. Gene Ontology annotation, biological process: translation. The record is from RefSeq and is a predicted model, not a curated record. Gene Ontology annotation, cellular component: mitochondrial large ribosomal subunit. The transcript is spliced from 3 exons. Gene Ontology annotation, molecular function: structural constituent of ribosome. NCBI's taxonomy places the organism in Eukaryota, Metazoa, Chordata, Aves, Galliformes, Phasianidae. Bases 1 to 543 code for a protein of 180 amino acids.
AUGGCGGUCGUGGUGUUGCACUCGGUGCCGCCGAUCCGCGUUCUCCUCCAGCGCUGCUGGCAGCGGCUGGAGCUCGGCCGCUGGCCGGCGGCGUGCGGGGCGCAGAGCCCGCUGUGGGGACUGUCGCCGGCCGUCCAGAGCCCUGCUUGUCUGCCGGAGCCCGCAGCGGGCGGCGAGGGGCCGGGCUUCCUCGGUGGCGUCCUGUGGAUGGCGGCGCCGAAGAAGAGGCGCAGCAUCGAGGUGAACCGCUGCAGGAGGAGGGACCCCAGCAAGCUCAUAGCGGUCAAGAGGAACAUCGAUGUUUGCCCAGAGUGUGGAAACUUGAAGCUGAAGCAUGUUCUCUGUGGUUAUUGUUACGCAAAAGUCAAAGCAGAGACUCAGCAGAUACGGAAGGAAAUAGGUAAAAAGGAAGGAGGGCCGUUUAAUGCUCCUACUGUAGAGACUGUAGUGCUUUAUGACGGAGAAAAGCCCACUGAAAAAGAUGAAGGCAAGCGGAUCAUUGAGAGAGCCAGGAAGCGUCCAUCUUGGUUUAUUCGAAAUUAACAGCGAGACAGAGCAUGUUUCUCAGGAAGGUUUUCCUAGAAUGUUUUCCAAGAAUGUUCAGUCAACGCUGAUACUGAAUAAGUGUGAACCUUUGGGGUGCCUGAUGAAGUCACGUUUCAUGUCGUGUAUUGCUUCUGUAGCAUACAGUGGACAGUGCUUCUUGGUGAUGUAUCUAUCAUAGCAGUCAGCAAUUAAAGAGAAGUUGGAAUCAGUCUUGUUGGACAUCUACAUACAGUACAGUGACUACUUUGUAUGUUAAUGUUGUAUGCUGUAAAUAAUUUUUUAUUACUAUUAACAAUGGAAAAACAAUCACAGGUAUAAAAUAAAGAUUCCUAAAGAAA